AUGACAUCUCCAACUUCGCUUUUGGCUUUGCUGAGAUCUCGUACCACCGUUGAUUGUGACACUCUUGACGUUGAUGUGGCGACAUCUCUUGGGCCAUUCCAGGAUUGCACCUCGAAUCAGGCGAUUGCAUUCAAUGAGCUUCAAGAAAGCCAGCAUGAAGCGCUACUCCAAAGCUCCAUUGAUCUUGCUAGGAAAUUGGCUGGAGAUUUUGAAAAGGUUUCGCUCACGGAGCUGGCCAUAGAGAUAUCUAUGGUCAGCUUGUCACUGCGAAUGGCGCCUCAUGUCAAAGGUUUCGUUCAUGUCCAGACGAAUCCGUCUUACUCAUACUCGACGUCGAAGACAAUCGAGAACGCCCGGCGCAUACUUGAUUUAUUUAAGCACGUUGAUCGUGACUUCGACACGUCUCGGGUCUGCAUCAAGGUUCCAAGUACGUGGGAGGGUCUACAGGCGUGUCGUACGCUUCAGGCGACUGGUAUCACUACGCUAGCGACCACACUGUUCACUUUGGCUCAAGCUGCUCUGGCUGGAAACGUUGGCUGUCAUUAUAUUGCACCCUAUCUCAAUGAACUGAGGGUUCAGACCGAACCAGGAUACAAAGGAGACGCUCCGCUCUUCGAGCUCUGCGUUGCAGCUCAAACAUACUACAAACACCACAAUUUCUCCACCAAAGUCCUCCCGGCGAGCUUGACAUCUAUCGACGAGAUUAUGCUCCUCGCAGGCGUCGACCACAUCACCAUCGCUCCCAAACUCCUCCGUGAACUUGCUUCUACCAAAGUAGACCCAUCGUAUAUCGCCAACUUGCCGUCGUUGUUCGAUGAGGUCAAGACAAUUGCAGAUAAGAUACCGCCGAAGCUUGCUUUCGCCGAUAACGAAGACGCUUUUCGGUUGGCCAUGACCAGGGAUUCGAAUGGUGGGAAUGAGGGAAAAUUGAUUCAGGCUAUUAACAUAUUCUGUGACGUGCAAUUGAAGAUGGAAGCAAUGAUGAGGGAGCGUGGGACGGUGUGA
Letharia columbiana is the source of this 1005-nucleotide messenger RNA. RefSeq lists its product as uncharacterized. The record is from RefSeq and is a predicted model, not a curated record. Gene Ontology annotation, biological process: pentose-phosphate shunt, non-oxidative branch; carbohydrate metabolic process. The transcript has 7 exons. Bases 1 to 1005 code for a protein of 334 amino acids. Gene Ontology annotation, cellular component: intracellular anatomical structure. Lineage: Eukaryota; Fungi; Ascomycota; Lecanoromycetes; Lecanorales; Parmeliaceae. Gene Ontology annotation, molecular function: transaldolase activity.